AUGGAGUCCGAAUCGGAGAGCGGGGCCGCUGCUGACACCCCCCCGUUGGAGACUCUAAGCUUCCAUGGUGAUGAAGAGAUUAUCGAGGUGGUAGAACUGGAUCCUGGUCCGCCGGACCCGGACGAUCUGGUCCAGGAGAUGGAAGAUGUGGACUUUGAGGAAGAGGAAGAAGAAGAGGGCAAUGAGGAGGGCUGGGUUCUGGAACCCCAGGAAGGGGUGGUCGGCAGCAUGGAGGGCCCCGACGACAGCGAGGUCACUUUUGCAUUGCAUUCUGCAUCAGUGUUCUGUGUGAGCCUGGACCCCAAGACCAACACCUUGGCAGUGACAGGAGGCGAAGACGACAAAGCCUUCGUGUGGAGGCUCAGCGAUGGGGAACUGCUCUUUGAGUGUGCAGGCCAUAAGGACUCUGUGACCUGUGCUGGCUUCAGCCACGACUCCACCCUAGUGGCCACAGGGGAUAUGAGUGGUCUCUUAAAAGUGUGGCAGGUGGACACAAAGGAGGAGGUCUGGUCUUUUGAAGCAGGAGAUCUAGAGUGGAUGGAAUGGCAUCCUCGGGCACCUGUCCUCCUGGCGGGCACGGCUGAUGGCAACACCUGGAUGUGGAAGGUUCCGACUGGUGACUGCAAGACCUUCCAAGGCCCCAACUGCCCGGCAACCUGCGGCCGAGUCCUCCCUGAUGGGAAGCGUGCUGUGGUCGGCUAUGAAGAUGGCACCAUCAGGAUUUGGGACCUGAAGCAGGGAAACUCUAUCCACGUACUAAAAGGGACCGAGGGUCACCAGGGCCCUCUGACCUGUGUCGCUGCCAACCAGGAUGGCAGCCUGAUCCUCACUGGCUCUGUGGACUGCCAGGCCAAGCUGGUCAGUGCCACCACUGGCAAGGUGGUGGGCGUUUUCAGACCUGAGACUGUGGCCUCUCAGCCAAGCCUGGGAGAAGGGGAGGAGAGUGAGUCCAACUCCGUGGAGUCCUUGGGCUUCUGCAGUGUGAUGCCCCUGGCAGCUGUUGGCUACCUGGAUGGGACCUUGGCCAUCUAUGACCUGUCCACACAGACCCUCAGGCACCAGUGUCAGCACCAGUCGGGCAUCGUGCAGCUGCUGUGGGAGGCAGGCACCGCCGUGGUUUACACUUGCAGCCUGGACGGCAUCGUGCGCCUCUGGGAUGCUCGGACUGGCCGCCUGCUUACUGACUACCGGGGCCACACAGCCGAGAUCCUGGACUUUGCCCUCAGCAAAGAUGCCUCCUUGGUGGUGACCACGUCGGGAGACCACAAAGCAAAAGUAUUUUGUGUCCAGAGACCUGACCGCUAA
Molecule: messenger RNA, 1305 nt
Organism: Rangifer tarandus platyrhynchus (Svalbard reindeer)
Lineage: Eukaryota; Metazoa; Chordata; Mammalia; Artiodactyla; Cervidae
Source: the annotation of a GenBank genome assembly